AGUAAAGUCGCGGGUCACUGACUAACAAAAGAAGGGAUUAGGGAUUGUUAAAAUACAAUGGCUUCACAAGUUUCUGCGUAUUCCACUGCUAGUUCGGCUUUUUAUCAAAGUACGAUCGCUAGCACUGGAAUCCAGAGAGAAACCUUUGGUGAUCGUAUGACACAAACUAGACUUUGGCUGUACAACCCUGAAGAUGGAACUGUUAUGGGAAGGACACCAGUUGAUUGGGUCAUUUACAUUGUUUGCAUCUUUGUGUUCCUGUUUUGUCUACUGGCGAUGUCAUCUGUGUUUUGUGGCAUCUUCUACUGGGUGAUCGACUGGAAUAAUCCAACACUGCAAGGCGCUAGCAGUAUUUUACAGACUCCCGGGAUGUCUUUUAGACCACAACCACGUCUAGGAUCAACUCUAGUGAGGUUUUUAAAAGGAGACCUUACUACAUAUGCACACCAUUUGGAUCACAUUGAAGCAUACAUUCAAUAUUAUGAGAAUGCGCUACAAGUUGGUGACCGUUACAAGGACUGUAGCGAGAUCAGAAAACGCAGGACAGAAGAGUUGGAUAAAGUGUGUGUCUUUGACCCUAUUGUGUUAGGUGGAGAUUGUGUGAAGCAACAGAAUUAUGGAUUUGAUGACGGCCAGCCUUGUAUUCUACUAAAGUUAAACAGAGUGUUUGAUUGGAUUCCUGAGGAGUUUACACCUGAAACUGUCCCUGCAUUGAUCAAAGAAAAAUGGGACGCUGAUGACCCAUGGUGGAUCCAUGUUAGAUGUGAUGGCGAUGAUGAUGCCACCAGAGAAAACAUGGGAGACUUGUCCUACUUCCCACAGCAAGGCUUCCAUUUCAAGUACUUUCCAUUCCGCAACCAACAGGGCUACAGGUCACCUCUGAUGUUUCUACGGUUUGAGAACCCUCACCCAGGGUUUCUACUUAUGAUGACCUGCAGAGCGUUUGCCAGAAACAUUAUACACGACCGUGUAGAGCAGGUGGGCCAGAUACAUUUUGAAGUUAUUGUUGACUGAAUACUGAACCUCUAAAGACAGGUUGAUCUGAGAUGUGCUUUAUUAACCAAAAAAAUAGUUCUCAUGAAAUUUGUAAUCACAAUUUGUCAUUCAGUAACUUCUAAUUGUGCAAGUUAGACAUUGUCUUCCCUGAUAAGUGCUUUAAUCACAUUCACCUAACUAUUCAUAUUGGAUGUGCCUGCUUGUAUAUAGAACUAGUUAUCAAAAAUGUAAAAUUGGACUCAUCUUUCAUAUGCCUUGAGGGUUGUCCAUAACUGAUUUCAUAUGUGGGGGAGGUGGCUUUGAGACUGCUGUGAAAAGUUUUAUAUGGGCAGAAGAGAGUUUUUUCAGGAAAAAAUAUUUUUGUAUUUUUAAAGUAUAAAUUUUAGAACUGUGAUCUUCAAACAGCAGUUUAUGUUGUGCUAAUUUUUUUUUUAUCAUUGAAAGGUGGGAGGGAAUAAAGAGUGACUAAAUCUGCAUUUAUGGAUGGUCAUUAGUGACAGACAUGUACAUUUAUCUAACUAAAUCAUUAUUUCCAGUAUGUUCGUAUUGAGUUGCUUGAUGCUGGAAUUUACUAUUUGUUUUAUGCUAAUUUAAAAAGUAUUCUUUUUAUUCAGCAUUUAUUAAUGGUUGAUUUACAUUUUUUUUGUAAGUUUUACUUUUCUAAAAAUAUUUGUACACACAAAAAUACAUUCCUUGUGAAAUGACUUACAAAGGUUGUGAAGUCUAGAUUGUUAUUUGAUAUGUUCUUGGAGAAGAUAUAAAGUGCUUUUCUCUCUAGUUUGUUGUGUUCAGCCAUUUAGUCUUUCAAGAAGUUUACAGUUAGUUGUUUUAUCAGAUUUUCAAGUCAAAGAGUAUUUUAAAUAAAAUUGUUUUACAAGUGCAGUGUAAAAAAGUUUUUAUUACAUUCAGAGUGUAAUUUUUUGUAUGUUAUUGUCAUUAAUGUCAAAUGCCAACAUUCCAUGAAUUUUUAAGCUCCUUUAAAGAAAGUUUUCCAAAUACCAAAUAUUAGUUUUUAAAGCUAUUAUUGUUUCAUAUACCAAGUCUAGCAUUGACAUUUCAUGAGAUUUUUUUAUAUUUUUUAAAAAUGGAAUUACUGGUUCUCUUUAUAGGUAAAACCUUAUAUUUUCUUAAAGAUGACAGUGUUACUUUGCUUUCAGUUUUAUUUUGCCAUCUCUGAGUAUAUGUGAAAUAAGAUGUAACUUGUACAUUCCAAAUGAGAUUGCUCUUUUUUUAACUUAUUGUAAUUCACCUUUUAAAAAUAUCAGAGUAUUAUUAACAUGGCAUAAUUUCAAAUCACAUGUAAAUAUAGUUGAAAAAUCAGCUAGUCAGCUAUGGUGGUUAUGAUCUAGUCCUACUUAAGUCAUUUUAAAAAUUUUAAAAUCAGGGUAUUGUUGCCUAUUCCUAAUUUUUUAAUUGAACUCUUUGAAUAAGGUGAUUUAUGAUCCUUUCUUACUAAAGUAGUUCUAGCCAUAUAUAACCUACAGUAUUUUCUUUGCAAAUUUAAAACAAUCUAUUGACUUGUGAUGUGUUUUUACCAAAAUAAUCAAAGACUUUUAAAAAAAAUGUUAUGAACUAGUCAAAUUAUAUUAUGCGUGAUCUUUUUUAAUCAAAGUAAUUAAGGUGGCAUGAAACUUAUGGUAUUUUCUUUUCAAAUUUAAUUUUUAAAAUUAAUGUGUGAUGUAUUCUUACCAAAGUAAUUAAAGGUUUACUAAAAAAAAAUGUUUAAUGAACUAGUCAACCAAGUCUUACCAAAGCAAUUCAGUAACUUACAGUAUUUUAUAUCUAUUUUAAAAAGAACUUGUCUGACCAAAGUAAUUCUGGUCUCUUAAAUCUACAGCAUUUUCUUUUUUACCAAUCUAAACUACACUAGUGAUGUGUAAUGUAUUUUUACCAAAGUAAUUAAAAAUCUGCUUAAAAAUGUGUUGAUGAACUAGUCAAAUUAGGUGAUGUAAAGUUAUUCUGGUUGCAAAAAAACUUACAGCAUUUUCUUUACAAAUUUUAUAAUGAACUAAUAAUGUGUGAUGUAUUUUUACCAAAGUGAUAGAAAGUCUGGUAAAUAUUUUUUAUGAACAAGUUGAAUUAAGUAUUGUAUGAUCUUGUCUUACUAAAGUUUAUCAGACAGUAACUUACAGUAUUUAGUAAAUGCAUUAAAAAGAACUAGUAUUUCCAUGAACUUGUUGAUUUAGAUAUGGCAUGAUCUAGUCUAGUAUAUCAGACAGUAACUUACAGCAUUUAGUAUACACAUUAAAAAGAACUAGUAUUUCAUCAACUUGUUGAUUUAGAUAUGGCAUAAUCUAGUCUAGUAUAUCAGACAGUAACUUACAGCAUUUAGUAUACACAUUAAAAAGAACUAGUAUUUCAUCAACUUGUUGAUUUAGAUAUGGCAUGAUCUAGUCUAGUAUAUCAGACAGUAACUUACAGCAUUUAGUAUAUACAUUUUGUGUUCAUGUACCUUCACAUGGUUUUAGCCUUAUGUUGCUACCAUGUUAUGUUAUACAUUCUGUGAAUAAUGUUUAAUGGGGUUUUGGUACUUUGUUGUAAAAAAAUAUACUUUUUGUUAUUAACAUUUAUUUUUUAUUAAGCAUCAAGGAAGAACUGCUUGUUUAUACUUUGAAUAAUAAAUAAUUUUCUUCUCAAAAUUUUAUAACUUUCUUAAAAUUAAUUAAUGCAGUUUACUUUGUUUGCUCCUGCUUUUAAUUACAGGUGUAUUCUUUAUAAUGUACCAUAUUAUUUAAUUAUGUUUUUCAUUAUCACAAUUAUUUAGCCAGAUUCCUUCUUUUAAGAUGGUUGUUAACAUAAUUCAUUUCCACUUUGGCUUUUU
Messenger RNA from Physella acuta, 3817 nucleotides. RefSeq names its product sodium/potassium-transporting ATPase subunit beta-2-like. Lineage: Eukaryota; Metazoa; Mollusca; Gastropoda; Physidae. Gene Ontology annotation, biological process: intracellular potassium ion homeostasis; sodium ion export across plasma membrane; intracellular sodium ion homeostasis. Gene Ontology annotation, molecular function: ATPase activator activity. The record is from RefSeq and is a predicted model, not a curated record. Gene Ontology annotation, cellular component: sodium:potassium-exchanging ATPase complex.